AUGCACUUCAAAACUAUCCUUGCUCUUACCGCUCUCGCUCUCACUGCCGGCGUUCAUGGCACUGCUACCCCCGUCGCCCAUUCCGACGACAAGGGCGUUAAACACCACGACCAUUCCAAGUUCGACUACGGAAAGGACGGCUAUGGCAAAGACGGCUACGGCAAGGAUGGCUAUGGCAAGGACGGUUAUGGCAAGGAUGGCUAUGGAAAGGACGGCAAGGACGGCUAUGGCAAAGACGGCUAUGGCAAGGAUGGCUAUGGAAAGGACGGCAAGGACGGCUAUGGCAAAGAUGGCCAUGGGAAGGAUGGUUAUGGCAAGGACGGUUAUGGGAAGGAUGGUUAUGGCAAGGACGGUUAUGGGAAGGAUGGCUAUGGCAAGGACGGUCAUGGGAAGGACGGCUAUGGCAUCUACGGCUAUGGCAAGGACGGCUAUGGCACCUACGGCUAUGGCAAGGAUGGCUAUGGCAAAGAUCGUUACGGCAUCUACGGUUAUGGCAAGGACGGCUAUGGCAAGGACGGCUACGGCACCUACGGCUAUGGCAAGUCGUUCGACUACUACCGCAACUACGACAAGCACGGCUAUGGUCGGUUCGACUAUGGCAAGUACGAAAGUCGCGACUUCGACAAGUACGACCAUGGCAAGUCCGGGCAUCGUAACUACGGCAAGUUCGACUACGGAAGGUACGACUACGGCAGGUACGACUACGGCAAGUACGGCCACGGCAAGUACGGCCACGGCAAGUACGGCCACGGCAAAUACGACAGGUACGACCACGGCAAGUACGACAGGUACGACAGGUACGACCAUGGAAAGUACGACAGGUAUGACCAUGGCAAGUAUGGCAAGUCGGAGUACCGCAAGCACGGCUACUAG
Coprinopsis cinerea okayama7#130 is the source of this 873-nucleotide messenger RNA. RefSeq lists its product as hypothetical. Bases 1 to 873 code for a protein of 290 amino acids. The transcript has a single exon. NCBI's taxonomy places the organism in Eukaryota, Fungi, Basidiomycota, Agaricomycetes, Agaricales, Psathyrellaceae. The record is from RefSeq and is a predicted model, not a curated record.